This is a messenger RNA of Xenopus laevis (African clawed frog), 1549 nucleotides long. It is a transcript of the gene h2aj.L, whose product is annotated as H2A.J histone L homeolog. Gene Ontology annotation, molecular function: DNA binding; protein heterodimerization activity; structural constituent of chromatin. Gene Ontology annotation, cellular component: chromosome; nucleus; nucleosome. The record is from RefSeq and is a predicted model, not a curated record. Lineage: Eukaryota; Metazoa; Chordata; Amphibia; Anura; Pipidae. Bases 303 to 683 code for a protein of 126 amino acids. The transcript is spliced from 2 exons.
CGCUUCCCUCGCUUUCUCUUCUACAGCAGUCGCCCCGGCCAAUCACCGGCAACAGCGCCGAUAUGCAAAUGACGGAUGAAAAUACUGUCCAAUGAAAACGGGGCAAUGCGUCUGAGCUCUCGCCAAUGCGAAGCGGCGCCUAAGGGCAUGGGGUAUAAAUGACAGAAGCGGGCGGGACUUGUUGUCAUUGCAGAACGGGGUAUCGCUGAGGGUGGAAAGGUGGUGAUAGUGACAGGAGAGCGAGACACGGUGGGGCCUGAGGAAGAUAGGAAGAUUGGAAGCGUCAGGGUUACCUGUGAAGCAUGUCAGGCCGUGGGAAGUCCGGAGGGAAAGCCCGAGCCAAGGCCAAGUCCCGCUCCUCCAGAGCCGGACUCCAGUUCCCCGUAGGCCGCGUCCAUCGGCUGCUCCGGAAGGGAAAUUACGCGGAGCGUGUAGGGGCCGGGGCCCCGGUGUACCUGGCAGCGGUGUUGGAAUAUCUGUCCGCUGAAAUCCUGGAGUUGGCCGGGAACGCUGCCCGCGACAAUAAGAAAACCCGCAUCAUCCCCCGGCACCUGCAGUUGGCCAUCCGGAAUGAUGAGGAGCUCAAUAAACUGCUGGGAGGGGUCACCAUCGCCCAGGGGGGAGUCUUGCCCAACAUCCAGGCCGUGCUGCUCCCCAAGAAAACCCAGACAUCCAAAAAAUAAUCCUCUGACAAUUGGGGUCUGUACAUUUCUGCACCCGGAGAGCUCCCUCCUUUCUACAGCAAUGGCUCUAGUGGCUGCUGUACAUUCAUCUUUGGCAGGGGGCCCUCCAGCUGUGGGUGAACUACUUUAUCUUGUGUUCUGAUUGGAGGGAUCUGAGAGUUGUAGUUCAGCCAUAGUCAAUGGUUGCUGGUUAAUCACCUCAAGCUUUGUCAUAAAGUGAUACUGAGAGAAGGCUGUGGACAUUUGACUUGAUGCAGUAGAGCCAAUCCGGUGGCCGACUUCCUAUGAAACAAACUGAUGAAGAGGAGCCCAAAAUACGGGCCCUGAUCCCUGGGAGUCAUUAUUGUAUACGAGUCUGACACUCGUGUCCCUAAUAAUGGGCACUGCUGUUUGUCUGUCUGUAUCUCUUUAAGGGCAGAGACACUCGGGGAGAUUAGUAGCCUGGCGACAAACAGUCUCUUCUUCGCUUGCACUUUUAUUGUGUCAGGGUUGAAAACCGUGAUUUUGGUGGAAAUUGUUUGCACAUUUCAAGUCAAUUUUUGGUAGAAUAUUUUUGCGCUAAUGUAUUAUUUUUUUUUGUCCAGCUUUGGGUAUCCAGACAGCGGCGCAAACCAUAUUAAUAGGGUCCUAAGGACUGAUAGGGGGACACGGGGGGGCUGAUUUACUCUAAUUAAACUUUAUGUUUUCAUCACAACUGACAAAAAAAUCCUGAAUCUGAGUUAAAAAAAAUAUUGAAUCCGAAAAAUAUCAAAUUAUAAUGAAAAUUGGCAGCUCAAUUCUGGCGAGCUUCUAAUGACGUCAAUGGGAAGUUUAUUUUCAAAAUUUUAUUUGAAUUUUUUUCUAAUAAAUUCAAGAUUUUUACAGAA